GGCUGAGAAUUGGCAGUGGCACCUGAGAGUAUUGAAACAGGAGCACCACGCUCCUCUCCACACAGUAUCACUGCCACACUCGACGUGCUAACAGUGGCAGAAAACAACAGUGAUUGCACACACGGUCUGAAGGAUGGACUAAGAGCUGACCUUUGGGAUUAUAGUGGAAGUGGGAGGGUGUGUGUGUGUGUGUGUGUGUGUGUGUGUGUGUGUGUGUGUGUGUGUGUGUAUACUGUGUGAGCUGGCUGCAACAGCUGCUUGAGGGGACAGGUAACUUAUUAACAAGAAUGGAGCAAAGGGCUUGCCACGCCUUGACCUGCCACAGAAACCAAAAAUGAAAAUUUCAGCAUCACUGUAGUCACGCUCACCUUGUGACUACCUGAGACAAGUCUCCUUCCUUGUACGUGCACACACGUGGACACUGAGUGUGUCUCUUCAUGUCAAGCAAAGGAGGACACAAAAGACACAAGCAGCACGCGCCUGGAUCACAUGUAAACAAUCAGCACUUGGCUGGAUUUGCUUAGGUCGUUUUAGUGACGAGGAGGUGGUAGUCACUCAGGCCAGCCAGACGCUGAAGGCUGUAAAAAAUGGACCCUCUGGAGGAAUACCGCUCUCCGUUUGACUUUGAACAAGGAGUCAACACCAGCUACCUCUAUCUCUCCCCAGCCUUAAGCGACACGCCGCCCAGCUCGCCAGCUGUCAGAACCAGAGGUUCCCAGGGCCAUCCGGACUCAGUCCCAGAAGUGGGAGAAGAUGCAGUGACGUCUGUUGGUGCUUCAGCUUCAACACCCGCCUUGACAGAGGAAGAGCGUCAGGAGCUGCAAGAGGAGCUGGCUAAGGUUGAAGAUGAGAUCCAGACUCUGUCCCAGGUGCUGGCAUCCAAAGAGAAGCAGUUGGCAGAAAUUAAGAGGAAGCUGGGCAUCACCCCUCUUAAUGAGCUGAAACAGAACAUCACCAAAACCUGGCAGGAGGUCACUGGCUCCACGGCCUACAGGAGGACUUCUGAAACUCUGUCUCAGGCGAGUCUGAAGGCUACAACAGCUUUCACAAAUAUGGGCUCAGCCAUCACCCGGAAGCUCGAGGAUGUCAGGUCGCACUAUGUGUCUAAUAAGUUUAGCAUACAGUCAUUACAGCACUCGGCUAGUAUGCCUGCUAUAAGGAAUGCACCAACCUUCAAAUCAUUUGAGGAGAAAGUAGAGACUCUGAAGACCAAGAUGAAUCCAUCGACAUCCGCCAGUGAUGCCAGCAACCAGGACGGCGCUGAUACUCCAACCAAUGAGCCUUCGCUCAAUCAGCCAGACAAGUCCCCCUCCCAGGAGGAGCCGAUACACUGAGAGGGUCUAACCACUCCUCACUCACUCCCUCUCUCUCCCUCUCUGUGUCAACCUUCUAACCCCUGGGCCAUCUACACUCACCCACUAAAGUGUGUGUGCCAGUUUCCCUUUAUUGGAAACCAGUGACUCCUCCCUACCCACUCCCAGCCCCCCUUGAUCUAAUUGUCAGACCUUUUCUCAUGACACGUGCUCUCACUUGUUAACUACCACAGAAAAUGAAAGCAUGGGAUGGGUGCAGGCAUGUGGUCGUUUUCCGUGUAUCUUCGAGUCUCCUCUGGCUCACUGUGGGAGAAAUCCUCCCCGCUGUGCCACUUUCCUUUUCCCCUUUAUCUUUUCGCUCUUGCACUCCUCAUGUCUCUGCCUUUGCCUAACCAGCAUAGAUGCCAAACAUGCUCUGAUUUUUUUUUUUAUUAAAUAUAUAUAAAUGUAAGACUUUAAUGUGCAUUUGAGUGUAGAAAAUUGCACUUGUGUAGUGAAGUAUUUAAACUGUGCAUAUGAACCAGGCAGUUGUCGGCUUCUAGCUUGUGCAUGGCCCUCUGUUAUAUGUUAGUUAUUAUUAGAAGCACUUGUUUGGUCUGCUUCCAUUUUGGGGUCAUUCUAUGUUUACCUGUUUUGGUUCUAAUCUGAUUUUUUUUUUUUCUUUAAUUUUUCUUACAACAUAAUCGCAAAGUAAUUUAACACUGUGUUCAAAGAACAAAGACAAAGCAGAUGCCUUUUAGUGUCAUAUAGGUUCAGCACUUUGUAUGAGUACUGUGGGUUUAAUGAGUGUUUCAUGAAUGCAAACACAGAUUCCAAAGUAGGAAUUUCAAAGCAUGGGAAAGAGGAGAUACCCCCCUCCCUUUAUGACAAUGUCAGAGGAUGAUCUCCACGCUCAGAUAGUUGCAGGAAAACUGCCAAGAUCAGCAGAACAGAUAGAUAGAGCAAACAUGGCGUCAAGGUUCAGCCUUGACCCGAAGUGAGAGAGGGGGAGGGGGGAGGGGGGGCACCUCUCUUCCAGAGCCAGAGUCAAUAUUUAAACACUUCUUCAUUGUUCCUGCGAGGGAGGCAACACCUAAACCUCCCCACACUGUGUGUGAUAAAAGGCCAGGCAAGAGGAUGUUUCACUGAUAUAUAAUGUAACAGAGAAGGUUCACCCCCUGUUUUGAAUAUGCAUACUGUGCAUAACAGGCUUUUUCUUCCUUUUUGGGGGAAGUUGAAUAAAAUAUUAAAAGUCUGAUUCUGCUGGUAGAUUCUUGGCAGACUGCACUGGCACAUACAGUAUUGGGUAAAAAAAAAAAUGCUGCUUUGAGAGAACAAUCACCUUUCCUGGGUGUUGAAGGUAAACUUUGUGUUGCAUCUGCAAUGAGGACUAUUGUUUUGAGCUGGCUAUUGAUCCUGCAUAUCCUAGAAACCUUUAAACUACUGAACAAGGAAUGAAAUGAAUUGUCUUCUACCCGUGGGUGCUGAUUGAGGUUCAAUAAACCUGGAAGGGCAAACAAGGCCACUGUAAAGUCAGCCAAGACUUCCUCUGAGACACGAGCAUAACUGAACUACUGAUUUGUAACCCUUCCCUUCUGGGUGCACGACCAACCUUGUGCAAGUCUUCCCCUGCUGGUGGCUUGAAUGUGAAUCAGCUCUCCCAUGCACAGUCGCCGCCAUUAACGCCACACAGACUGUGGAUCGGCAACACUGUUUUCCAGAAAUGAGUGAAUUUGUUGCAGCCUUUUAUCUGAGGCGUUUUUAUUUGGAGUCGUUUAUUCAACACACGCAUUUGUUCUUUAAUGGAACCAUAGAGAUAAAAAAUACACUCAAAUUAAAAGACUUUUGAAGUAA
Messenger RNA from Archocentrus centrarchus (flier cichlid), 3146 nucleotides. It is a transcript of the gene tpd52, whose product is annotated as tumor protein D52. Gene Ontology annotation, cellular component: cytoplasm. The record is from RefSeq and is a predicted model, not a curated record. Gene Ontology annotation, biological process: B cell differentiation. NCBI's taxonomy places the organism in Eukaryota, Metazoa, Chordata, Actinopteri, Cichliformes, Cichlidae. The transcript has 8 exons. The coding region runs from base 588 to 1334 and encodes 248 amino acids.